Nicotiana tabacum (common tobacco) is the source of this 1745-nucleotide messenger RNA. RefSeq lists its product as uncharacterized. Lineage: Eukaryota; Viridiplantae; Streptophyta; Magnoliopsida; Solanales; Solanaceae. The record is from RefSeq and is a predicted model, not a curated record.
ACAACCUUUGCACUCUUAACACGCACUCCACAGUAACCCCUCCUUCCCCCUUCCCAAAAUCAUCCUUCAUUUUAUCCGUCCCCAUUUUCAGAUCAAAACCAAAUUGCCCCUGAAAAAAAUGGAACAUCAUACUACUACAAGCAGAGCUGAAGCAGAAAGAUUAUUAGGCGUUGCAGAAAAAUUACUACGCGAAAAAGAUUUCGGACCUUGUAAAGAUUUUGCGCUUUUAGCCCAAGAAACUGAGCCUUUAUUAGAAGGUCCAGAUCAGAUCUUAGCCAUUGCUGAAGUUCUUUUAGCUUCUUCAAAACGAAUCAACAAUCACCACGAUUGGUAUUCUAUUCUUCAAAUCCAAAGCCGUACUGAUGAUUCUGAGCUAAUUAAGAAACAGUAUCGUCGUUUAGCUCUUCUUCUUCACCCUGAUAAGAAUAAAUACCCUUCUUCUGAUUCUGCUUUUGGUCUUGUUGCUGAUGCUUGGGCUGUUCUUUCGGAUCCUACUAAAAAGGGUCUUUAUGAUAAUGAGCUUUCCCUUUUUAGUAGGGUUAAUUUGGUUCCAACAAGAGGACGGCCUAAGAGUUAUAAUAAACAGCAAAAAAGAGGAGAUGAGAAAUUGCCUGUGAGAAGAAGCAGUAGGGCUAGUGGUGGGAGUAAUUCGGGUCAGAACCAGAACCCGAAUUCGAACCCGAGUCCGGUGAAUUUUCAGAAUAGGGUUCCGGUUCAGCCUCAGCAGCCAAAGACGGCAGCGACACCGGUGAGUGGUGGGAUGAGAGGGCAAAGUGUGGUCAAUUUGUGGACGGCGUGUCCGUACUGUUACAAUUUGUAUGAGUAUCCUAGGGUUUAUGAAGGGUGCUGUUUAAGGUGUGAGAAGUGUAAUAGGGCGUUUACUGCAACUGAGAUUUUGUCAAUGCCGCCUUUGGUUCCUGGGAGAGAAGCUUAUUAUUGCAUUUGGGGUUUUUUCCCAAUGGGGUUUGUGAAUGGGGAUCUGGAAAAUGGGAAAAGUCCUCCUGCUGCUGCUGGUGGUGGUGGUGCAGGAUUUCCUAGUUGGAUGCCACCUAUGUUUUCGUCCGAGGGAAAUGUGAAUGUUGCAAAUCAAAAUGCUACUCCAAUUCCGGUUCCUGCUCCAGCUCCAGCUCCAGCUCCGGCUCCAGCUCCAGUUCAGGCUCAAGCUCAGACUCAGACUCAGGCUCCAGCUUCGGCUCCAAGACCGAUGUCAGCGUCAACGGGGGCUAAGAAAAGAGGUAGGCCUAGGAAGUAUAACUAAAAAGGAAUUUAGGGUUCAUUUUAUGGUUUCUAAAUGAAUUGCCUCAAGAAUUUUGUAUCUAUGGAAUUAACGUUUAGUCUGAUCAAGUUGAUUGGAAUAUGAGAAUGCUGGAGGUUAAGGGGUCUUGAAUUUGAGGCAGAAGGAAUUGGUAAGGUUUACAUUAGCCAAAAAAUCCUUUUAAGUUUUAUGCUGAAAUGUUGUAGUGGAGUAGUGAGCAAAAGUAGCUGCUUUUCUUCAUUCAUAUGAUGAAGUAUAUAUGCUGAUCCCAGUAUUGCACAAGUGUGCUCUUCUCAUUGUAGAAAAUUCUCUUGUUGUUGGUAGAUUUCUUAUGUUUGUAGAAAUUUCUAUUGUUGUUGGUAGGUUUGUUGGGUUUGUAGGUACUUUAUGUUAUUCAAUUUUCAAGACUUGUAGCUGUAGACUUGCUUGUAGUUGGAUGAUCUUUUAUUUCAAGAAAUUCUCCUGUCUGUCUUAGUCGCAUUUUUCUUAA